Bactrocera neohumeralis is the source of this 19166-nucleotide messenger RNA. It is a transcript of the gene stan, whose product is annotated as protocadherin-like wing polarity protein stan. The record is from RefSeq and is a predicted model, not a curated record. Gene Ontology annotation, biological process: homophilic cell-cell adhesion; G protein-coupled receptor signaling pathway; cell surface receptor signaling pathway. The transcript has 11 exons. The coding region runs from base 1695 to 12854 and encodes 3719 amino acids. Gene Ontology annotation, cellular component: plasma membrane. Lineage: Eukaryota; Metazoa; Arthropoda; Insecta; Diptera; Tephritidae. Gene Ontology annotation, molecular function: G protein-coupled receptor activity; calcium ion binding.
ACGUGUUUCGGAAAAGUACAGUGCAACGGCGUGCUCUGUGAACUCAACACAACAACACACUCCACAAAAGGGAGUAUUUAAUAGUGAGGGUGCAACCCUAAAAAGGGGCGGAAGUGCGGCAUAGUGAAGCAAAACAAAAUACAAACGCACAUACAUACGUGUAUGUGUAAUAUAUAUGUACAUAUAAUAUAUGUAAGUGUGUGUGCAUAGCAUACAUGUAGCAGCAAUAAUAAUGAAAGCGGUUAGUGCAAGAAAAUAAACACAUACACACUUAAGUGCUAAAAGUCGACUGCAAUCAGCGUAUGUGCAACAAAAUAUAACAACAACAACAACUGCCAAACGACGUUAGUGUGGCAAAGUGGCAAGUUGGCCUUUUCGUCUUACCGGUUUUUUGACAUCAGCGCGCAAGCAAGCAAACCACUACACACACACACACACCCGCAGUUGUCCGUGUGUUGACGGGUUUGUGCAUAUACAUAUGUGUGUGUAUAAGUCGUACCACCGCUUGUUUGGCAAAUAUUUGUGUGUGUAUUGUGCGUCUAAACGCGUUUGCGGCGCCGACAGCGCUGCCAGCAGCAGACGCUAACGCUAUUAUCGCUGACUUUGCGGUCGUCGUUGCUAUUGAGCUGAGCAUUUUCGAAUUAUUUCGUUGCCAGACGUUCGCUGGGUCCACACAUACACACAUACAUGCGUAUGUUUGUGCUAUGUGUGUGUUUGUGUUGGCGUGCUGGUGAAUGUAACUUCGGUUUCAAGUUGGCUUUUUGAUCUUUGUGGGCCGACUUCGAGUGUGUCAGGCUGUCGAAGUGUAUUUUUGUGUUUGGUUUUUGAAUUAUUUUCUACUCGUAAAAUUUGUGCGCCGUGUGUGAAUUGAAGAAAAUUCAAAACUCCAAAUAUAUUACUACACAAACACAUACAAAUAUGUAGAUAUGUGUGCUUUGUAGCAUUACAACAACAAGAAAGCUAAAAUAAACCUACAAGAAGUGGCCAAAAGUGAGAAAAUAAAAUAUUGAAAUAUAAAAAAAAUAUUAAAUGACAGCUCAAACAGUUAAGUUUGGCUUCGAAUACAGUUGUGCAAUUCAUAAGAUUAUCUGCGGGUGCUUGUGCUGACCAUUUGGAUACGUAUACGAAUGUGUGUAUAUAUGCAUGUGUAUUUCUGUGCAGCUUAAGAUACACACGUAUUUGAAUAAACAAAAUAUUUUCUGAAUGCCAGUGUCUUAAUUCAUUUAUUAACAACUGUGGCAACAAAUAACGAAUCUUAAAUAGUGGUGAUUGGUGAUAGUGUGUUGAAUAGCAAAGCUUUCAUUUGUGGAUUAACUUGGAUUUGGUAUUUUGAAACUUUUGCUCAUCGUCCGGAAUAUUUAAUAUAAAUGUGUAUAGUGUCUGCAUGCUGAGUAUAUUUCAAUGACAUGAGUUUAUAUUACGCGCCUUUAAAAAGGAUUGGCCACAAUAUGUUCUCUUAUACACAACAACAACAUAGUGAAUUACUUGCCGUCAAUAUCAGCAUAACAGUUAAGAUGCCACUAACAACAAUACACAGCACACGGCGAGUGCGUAUUUAAUAAACGCUGUGUAACGGUUCGGUGCGGUUGAUUGUUGAAACGCGAACCACAGGCACACACCCACAAUUGGGUGUUUUGCAUACGCCAACGGCGUGUAAACAUUUAAAACAAACACAAACACACAAGUAACGGAAAAUGUUAGUUGUAACAGCGAGCCAGCAGAAGAGUUGGCCCAGCAGUUGUAUAGGUAGCGAUGAUAGUUGUUCUUGUAAUGAAGUUGUGAAGGCUAGCGAAGCAGAGGACAACAACUAUGGCAGCAGUUGUUGUUGUACGCAAGAGUGUUGCUGUAAGGUGAGUAGUAGUGGGUGUGAGAGCAGUAGGGUCGGUGGUGCGCACAGCAAAAGUCACGUGCCACGCGCCAUCGCUGCUUCCUGGCUACACACAUAUCUGCUGCUCUUCCUGCUCGCCACCACACAGCUGUUGCACGCGGCGCACGGCUAUUUGAUAAUCGUGCACGAGGACGUGCCGGCUGGUACGGUGGUCUUCAACGCGUCGGUCUACAAACUCGGCUCGGAGCGGCAUUACAAAAUUAACGCACACAAAUCGGCGCAUUUCGUACAUCACCUGGUGGCCGUCAACCACAAAGAUGGCCAGAUACAAUUACGCAAGCAAUUGAAAUGCGAUGGCAUCUAUUAUCCGAAUCUGUUCACCUUCUAUGUGGACUCGACGUCGAAUCGGUUGCGCAGCAUUGACUACUACAGCCUGCCGGUGCGUAUAUUUGUGACGGGACGUGAUUGCAACGAGGAUCGACGCAUAGAGGAGGAGAUGCAUAGCCGACACUAUGAGGAGGAGGAGACGGGCUAUUCGAAGCGACGCAGACGUUAUAUCGACACCAUUGCACAACCCGAUCUACGCUACUUCGGCGCUUACUUGGCGCAUACCAGUAACAGCGUCGAGUUGACGCCGAGCAGCACGGAUGUGGAUGUGCUCAAUCAUAAUAACAGUCGGCGCGAGUUCCGCGAUGGUGACUUGAUAUUCGGCGAUAAUUUCGAUAAUGAGAUGCGUCAUCGUAUACUUAGCCGUAAGCGACGCGCGAAGGAACCGUUACAGCUGGAGCCGUCGCUGCAUCGACGCAUCUCGGAUGCGAAGCAGUGGAUCUCGGAAACUUAUGCCUCCUAUGCCAUACACACAACGGAUAAAUGGAAUCAAAUCUGCUUGCGGCGUUCGCAGUUUAUUAACAAUCUCAACGCUUUUCUGCCGAAAUCGAUUUGUCAGUAUUGCAAGGUGAACUUUUUGGAUGUGAAUGAUGAACGUUUUGCGAUCGAACAUCAGAAUCACGAUUUGGUGGCCAGCCGUGAUGUCUGCAUACGCGAAUCUAUAUGGAAGGUUAGCAUCACCUUCAAUAUACGUUGCAAUCGUAAUGAGAUCGUAGAUUCGGAUCAUCGUCUGAAGAUCGUCUAUCACUAUCAGGAGUUUAAUGACACCGACAUCGCGAAACGCGUGCGUCGUGAGCUGCGUAAUCAGUCGCCGUACUUCGAACAGGCGCUCUAUGUAGCUUCUGUGUUGGAGGAACAGCCGGCCGGUUCAGCUGUGACAACAGUGCGUGCACGCGAUCCCGAAGACUCGCCAGUAGUAUAUUCAAUGGUUUCGUUGUUGGACUCGCGUUCGCAGUCGCUCUUCAAAGUGGAUUCGCGCACCGGUGUGGUCACAACGUCGGCGAGUUUGGAUCGUGAGCUUAUGGAUGUGCACUAUUUUCGUGUAGUUGCUACAGACGAUAGUUUUCCGCCGCGUUCGGGCACCACAACGUUGCAAGUGAAUGUACUGGAUUGUAAUGAUCAUAGUCCCACCUUCGAAGCUGAGCAAUUCGAGGCCAGUAUACGUGAAGGCGCCACAGUAGGGUCGACGGUGAUCACUUUACGCGCCACAGAUCAGGAUAUAGGCAAAAAUGCAGAGAUCGAAUAUGGCAUUGAGAGUGUAACUGAUGGCACUGGCACCUUGCAAGAUCAAGAGCUACCUAUUUUUCGCAUUGAUGCCCGCUCGGGUGUGAUAUCGACACGCAGUACUUUGGAUCGCGAAACUUCGGACAGCUACAAUCUCAUUGUGACCGCCUCGGAUAUGGCGUCGGCGCAGAGUGAGCGCAAGACCGCUACCGCAACAGUGAUCGUGAAGAUAUUGGACGACAACGACAACUAUCCGCAAUUCAGUGAACGUACCUACACAGUACAAGUGCCUGAAGAUCAGUGGGGUGAUGAUAACGUUGUGGCACACAUACGUGCCACCGACGCCGAUCAGGGCAACAAUGCGGCAAUACGUUAUGCGAUCAUUGGCGGCAAUACGCAAUCACAAUUCUCAAUCGAUUCGAUGAGUGGCGAUGUGAGUCUCGUCAAACCGUUGGACUAUGAGAGCGUACGCAGCUAUCGAUUGGUUAUACGCGCACAGGAUGGUGGAAGUCCAUCGCGCAGUAAUACCACGCAACUGUUGGUGAAUGUUAUCGAUACAAACGACAAUGCGCCGCGUUUCUAUACCUCACAGUUUCAGGAGUCUGUGCUGGAGAAUGUGCCGGUGGGUUACAAUAUCAUUCGCGUACAGGCGUACGAUGCAGAUGAAGGUGCCAAUGCUGAGAUCGCUUAUAGCAUCUCAGAACGUGAUGAUAAUUUUCCGCUGGCCGUCGAUUCACGCACCGGUUGGGUGCAAACGAUCAAGCCAUUAGAUCGUGAAGAACAAAGUCGUUACACAUUCCAAGUUGUUGCUAAAGAUGGCGGUGUGCCACCGAAAUCAGCAAGCUCCACAGUGGUAAUAACAGUGCAGGAUGUAAACGAUAAUGAUCCCACUUUCAAUCCGAAGUAUUAUGAGGCAAAUGUGGGUGAGGAUCAGCCGCCGGGUACGCCUGUGGUUACAGUCACCGCCACCGAUCCGGAUGAGGACUCACGUCUGCAUUAUGAACUUACUUCUGGCAAUACGCGUGGUCGUUUCGCGAUUACUUCACAAAAUGGACGUGGUCUCAUUACCAUUGCACAAUCCUUGGACUACAAGCAAGAGAAACGUUUUGUGCUCACUGUAACAGCUACAGAUUCAGGUGGUCGCUCCGAUACCGCUACUGUGAAUAUUAAUAUUACCGACGCCAAUAAUUUCGCGCCCAUUUUUGAGAAUGCGCCUUACAGCGCUUCAGUUUUCGAGGAUGCGCCUAUAGGUACGACCGUCUUGGUUGUCUCGGCUACCGACAGCGAUGUUGGCAUCAAUGCACAGAUCACGUACUCGUUGAAUGAGGAAAGCAUAAAUGGACUAGGCAGUCCAGAUCCCUUCUCGAUAAAUCCACAAACUGGCGCAAUUGUGACAAAUGCGCUUUUGGAUCGUGAAACUACUAGCGGUUAUUUGCUUACCGUCACCGCCAAGGAUGGUGGCAAUCCAUCGCUUAGUGAUACUACUGAUGUGGAGAUAAGCGUGACAGAUGUGAAUGACAAUCCGCCCGUCUUCAAGAAUCCACUCUACCAAGCAUCCAUACUGGAAGAUGCGCUUGUCGGCACUUCGGUCAUACAAGUAUCUGCUACCGAUCCCGAUAUUGGUUUAAAUGGUCGCAUAAAAUAUUUGCUGAGCGAUCGCGAUGUCGAAGACGGUUCGUUUGUUAUCGAUCCCACAUCGGGUACAAUACGCACCAACAAGGGUUUGGAUCGUGAGAGUGUGGCCACUUAUCAUCUCACUGCUAUUGCUGUAGACAAAGGCUCACCGCCGCUAUCGAGCACUGUUGAAGUCCAAAUACGUUUGGAAGAUGUUAAUGAUUCACCACCCACGUUUCCUUCGGACAAAAUUACGCUUUAUGUGCCGGAGAACUCUCCUGUUGGUUCAGUGGUUGGUGAAAUACACGCCCACGAUCCAGAUGAGGGUGUCAAUGCAGUGGUGCACUAUUCUAUUAUUGGUGGCGACGACUCAAACUCCUUUUCUUUGGUCACACGGCCAGGCUCAGAGCGGGCACAAUUGUUGACCAUGACUGAGCUCGACUAUGAAUCCAAUCGCAAACGUUUCGAGUUGGUCAUACGCGCAGCCAGUCCACCGUUGCGUAACGAUGCGCAUGUGGAGAUAUUGGUUACCGAUGUUAACGACAAUGCACCAGUAUUACGCGACUUCCAGGUGAUCUUCAACAAUUUUCGCGAUCACUUUCCUAGUGGUGAAAUCGGCAGAAUACCGGCAUCGGACGCUGACGUCACCGACAAAUUAACAUAUCGCAUACUCUCUGGCAACAAUGCUAAUCUUUUACGUUUGAAUACCACAUCAGGCGGUUUAAUCUUGAGCCCACAGCUGAAUACGAAUGUGCCGAAAUUUGCAACUAUGGAGGUCUCCGUCUCGGAUGGCAUCAAUGAAGCCAAGGCAAUUAUGCAGCUCUCCGUGCGUUUGAUCACCGAAGAUAUGCUAUUCAACUCCGUUACAGUGCGUCUUAAUGAAAUGACGGAGGAGGCUUUUCUAUCGCCACUCUUAAACUUCUUUCUCGACGGUCUGGCUGCUAUUAUUCCAUGUCCAAAGGAAAAUAUUUUCGUUUUCUCCAUACAAGAUGAUACCGAUGUGACAACUCGCAUACUGAAUGUGAGUUUCUCCGCAAAGCGUCCCGAUGUCUCACACGAAGAAUUUUACACACCACAAUAUCUGCAAGAACGCGUCUAUCUGAAUCGCGCUAUAUUGGCACGUCUAGCCACAGUUGAAGUGCUGCCGUUCGAUGAUAAUCUUUGCGUGCGUGAACCAUGUCUUAACUUCGAAGAGUGCCUUACAGUGCUGAAGUUCGGUAAUGCCUCAGAGUUCAUACAUAGCGACACAGUGCUCUUCCGUCCCAUUUAUCCCGUGAAUACCUUUGCAUGCUCAUGUCCCGAGGGCUUCACUGGCAGCAAAGAGCACUAUCUCUGCGAUACGGAAGUGGAUCUUUGCUACUCAGACCCCUGUCGAAAUGGUGGCACAUGUGUACGGCGCGAAGGCGGCUACACUUGCAUUUGCUCGCCAAAGCAUACAGGCGUUAACUGUGAAACGGAUAUCUCGACGCUGAAGCCUUGCAUGUCGGACGCCUGCGAUGGUGGUUAUUCCUGCAUGAACUCAUUUUUGAGCUCACAGCCACCACCCUACACGGCGACAUGUGAGCUCCGUUCACGUUCGUUCUCUAAGAACUCCUUCCUCACGUUCGAAAGUCUCAAACAGCGACACCGAUUCAAUCUUAAGCUACGAUUUUCAACUGUGCAUGAAAAUGGCUUGCUGCUGUACAAUGGACGGUACAAUGAAUUGCACGACUUUAUCGCACUUGAAAUACUGGAGGGUCAUGUUAGCUUUUCAUACUCACUGGGCGACAACAAGCAAAGUGUGUCAGUUGUACAACAGGCGAAGGUGUCGGAUGGGGAAUGGCAUGAUGUGGAGGUGAUAUACCUCAACCGGACUGUGACACUCGUGCUCGAUAAAUGUGAUACGGCGAUAGCUUUGGCUGGUAAUCUAGGCGACCGAUGGAGCUGCGCUAAUCAGACGACACUCAAACUGGACAAACGUUGUGCGCUACUCACCGAAACCUGCCAUCGUUUCUUGGACUUGACUGGUCCACUACAACUUGGUGGUCUGCCACGAAUACCCGCACACUUUCCGGUGGAGAAUCAGGAUUUCAUUGGUUGCAUUUCCGAUUUACGCAUUGAUGAACGUUACAUAGACCUGAACUCUUACGUUGCAGACAAUGGCACUAUCUCUGGCUGUCCACAGAAGGCACCACUGUGCUCUUCGGAGCCAUGCUUUAACGGUGGUGUUUGUCGUGAAGGUUGGAAUACUUACACCUGCGAGUGCCCGGAGGGUUAUGCUGGUAAUGCAUGCCAAGAGACUAUACCAGCACCCUGGCGUUUCUCCGGAGAUGGCAGUCUCAGUUUUAAUCCAUUAUUAAGACCGAUACAAUUGCCAUGGGUCACGUCACUCUCUAUGCGUACUUUGCAGAUGGAUGCGUUUCUGCUGCAAAUCCAAAUCGGGCAGAAUAGUUCGGCAGUACUUUGCCUGAAAAAUGGCAUACUCUACUACAUCUACGACAAUGAGCCGAUGUACUUGGCUGGUGCCUAUCUUUCUGAUGGCAACUGGCAUCGCAUCGAAGUGAAAUGGCUUGGAUCCGAGGUACAGUUUUCUGUAGAUUACGGCCAACGAACUGGUGUCGUGCCAAUGUCACAGAAGGUGCAGGGCCUUUAUGUUGGUAAGAUUGUGAUCGGUAGCGCAGACGGUUCGAUAGGCGUAGUUGGUGACAUGUUGCCCUUUGAAGGUUGCAUACAAAAUGUGCGCAUUGGCGCCUCGCAAUCCGUGUUAUCGCGUCCUACUAUACGCGAGAAUGUUGAAGACGGCUGCUUGUCUCGCGCCGAAUGCCCUGAAAGUUGUCCACCACACUCCACUUGCACAACGACUUGGGAUCAAUCGCAAUGUGAAUGCUUACCUGGCUACGUAGGACCCGACUGCCUGCCCAUCUGCACCGUUAAACCUUGCACAGCGGGGGUGUGCCGCGCGAAUAUCAGCGAACCACGCGGUUAUAAGUGUGAAUGCAAUAGUUCCUUGCAACAUGGGGAAUAUUGCGAGAAGACCGUGCAGCAGCCUUGUCCUGGCGGCUGGUGGGGUGAAAAGGUUUGUGGACCAUGUAAAUGUAACUUGAAACAAGGCUACCAUCCAGAUUGCAACAAGACCACCGGUCAGUGCUAUUGCAAGACCAAUCAUUACCAACCGCCAAAUGAGACUGCAUGCAUACCCUGUGAUUGCUACUCAAUUGGCUCCUUCAGCAGCGCAUGCAACCGACUGACGGGACAAUGUGAAUGCCGUGAAGGUGUUAUUGGACGACGCUGUGACUCCUGCUCGAAUCCGUAUGCUGAAGUAACUCUUAAUGGCUGCGAGGUGGUCUAUGACGCUUGUCCACGUUCAUUCGCGGCUGGCAUCUGGUGGCCACGUACACCACUUGGCAGCACAACUAUUGAGAAUUGUCCCUCGCCCGCUAGAGGUAAAGGACAACGCACCUGCGAUGGUAUGUCAGGUGGCUGGAACCAGCCGGAUAUGUUCAACUGCACAUCCGAUCCAUUUGUUGAACUACGUAAACAACUUUCGCAACUGGAGAAGCUGGAGCUGGAGUUAAACUCAUUCGUGGCCAUCAAAAUGGUGGAGAACUUGCAAUUGGCCUGUGAAACUGUGGAUCGCUCGAGCGCGGUAAAGAAGAAGUUGGUGAAGGAUAGUCGUCGGUACAAAAUGGAAUCCUCCUUCUUGAUAAACGAAGGCAACAAUAUGUGGUCAAAUGAGCUGGAGAUGGACUAUCUAUCAGACGAACUUAAAUUUACACAUGAUCGACUCUACGGCGCUGAUCUGCUGGUUACCGAAGGCAUACUGCAGGAGCUAAUCAACUACGAACUAAUGCAAAAUGGCUUAAACCUGACGCAUAGUCAAGAUAAGUAUUUCAUUAAAAAUCUGGUAGAUGCCGCAAGCGUUAUUUUGGAUCGGAAGUAUGCCGCAGAAUGGAAACGUGCCACGGAAUUGAUACAGCGUGGACCCGAUGAUCUCGUGGACGCGUUCAACAAGUAUAUGGUAGUCUUAUCUAGUUCGCAGCAUGAUACGUACACGAACCCAUUCGAGAUUGUGCAACGGAAUAUGAUAUUCGCUUUGGAUAUUAUCACUACAGAAUCACUUUUCGGUUACGAACCCGAACAGCUCAGCGAAUACCACAAAACUAAGCUGAAUCUCAAACCGAAUGCGUACACCACGGAAAGUGUCAUAUUACCAGACACCAGCGGCUUCCUACAGCACUCUUCGAAGCAGAAACCCGUUAUUACUUUCCCCAAAUACAAUAAUUACAUACAAGAUAAGACGAAGUUCGAUAAGUAUACAAAAGUUUUGGUGCCACUGGACAUGUUGGGCAUUACGCCACCCGGCAGCAAUGAAGUAACACAGAACGCCAACGACUAUCGCGCCAUUAUCUCCUAUGCACAGUACAAAGAUGUAGGGCAACUUUUACCCGAUAUGUACGAUGAGACGAUCACACGACGUUGGGGUGUCGAUAUUGAAGUCGCUUCACCUAUACUGUCACUCGCCAUUUUAGUGCCAUCAAGCGACACCGAGGAGAAACGUAUAGAGAUACCUUACCGUAAAAUUUCCUCACAAAAAACAGAUUCCAAUGAACAACAAUUUAUCGAGGUAUUCGACGUGCCGAAGACGAGUAGCAGUGGCAGCGAAGAGCAUAUGAUUGAGAAUAUACGUAUCACGGCGCAUGAAAUCAUGCCUCCGGCGCCAAGCAACUCACAAGAAACGUCUGCCGAAGUGUCAAGCAACGAAGCAGUCGAAGUAAGUGAUGGUGGUGAGGAACCACACAUUAGUGUACGCUUCGACGAUGAAAAUAUUGAGUUCCAUGGUGAUACUGGUGAAGAGGUCGUAGAUUCACCAGAAGUAGGGAGCUCACACUUUGAUGUAGGUUCCAGUGAACAGCAAAAGGGUGAGAAUGAAGCCAUCUACCGUAAUCGCAGACUCGUCAAACGUCAAGUGGAAGUUAUCUACCCAUCCGAACAGCAGCAAACGCAACAGAAUGUGAUCUAUCGUUCGCUUGGCUCACCACAUCUGUCACAACCCAUAAAAUUGCAAAUGUGGUUAGAUGUUGAGCCAGCGCGUUUCGGACCACGCUCCAAUCCACAGUGCGUACGUUGGAACUCAUUCACCAGCCAAUGGACACGUCUCGGCUGCCAAACCGAAGUACCCGACUUCGAUGAGUUGCCGUUGGAUGGUCAACCGAUUAUUGUGAACUGUACCUGCACACACGUCUCCAACUACGCGGUGAUUGUGGAUAUUAUCGAUCCCGAAGAUAUACCUGAACCCUCAUUAUUGGUACAAAUUACUUCGUAUUCAGCAUUUAUGGUAUCGCUGCCAGUGCUGCUGAGCGUGCUCAUCGCUUUGGCACUGCUGCGGGGCCAGCAAACCAAUUCCAACACCAUACAUCAGAAUAUAGUGCUGUGCGUUUUCUGUGCCGAACUGUUAUUCUUCGUAGGCAUGCAGUCACGUCGCAAUCUGCUCGAAAAUGAAUUCCCCUGCAAGCUUAUUGCGAUUUGCUUGCAUUACUUCUGGCUGGCGGCGUUCGCUUGGACCACAGUCGAUUGCGUGCAUCUGUAUCGCAUGCUCACCGAGAUGCGUGACAUCAACCAUGGCCCGAUGGGAUUCUACUUUGCCAUGGGCUAUGGUGCACCGGCCAUUGUGGUCGGUUUGUCAGUGGGCGUGCGGGCACAUGAAUAUGGCAAUAGUUUGUUCUGUUGGCUCUCUGUUUACGAACCGGUUGUUUGGUGGCUGGUCGGUCCCAUUGCGGGCAUGUCGGUGGUGAAUCUGCUCAUACUGUUUGUUUCCGUGAAAGCCGCAUUCACGCUCAAAGAUCACGUACUCGGUUUUGGCAAUCUACGCACGUUGCUUUGGUUAUCCGUCGUCUCGUUGCCGCUGAUGGGCGUCAUGUGGGUUUUGGCCGUUUUAGCUGCUUCCGAGAAUUCACAAAUGUUAAGCAUUCUGCUGUCGGGCGUAGUGGUGCUACAUUCCAUAUUCUGUCUCAUUGGCUAUUGCAUUAUCAACAAAAGGGUGAGAGAGAAUCUGCAGCGCACUUUCUUACGCUGUAUGGGGCGAAAAGUGCCGCUCUUAGACUCUUCACUGGUGGUGAGCAACAGCUCGCAUAAUGUGAACGGUGCAACGAGGCCUAAUAAUUUCCUAGCAGGCAGCUAUGAUACAGCGAGGAGGAAUGUGGGUAUCAGCGUCUCUAGUACAACUUCACGAAGUACGGCUAAAACGAGUUCUAGUCCAUAUAGCGACGGCCAGCUGCGUCAGACCUCUACGUCUACCUCCAACUAUAAUUCAGCCAGCGAUGCGCCCAGCUUUUUGCGUGGCUUCGACUCAUCUACGGGCGGCGCUGGUGGUGGUGGACGCAGGGAAGAGAAAUCACGUCGUCAUCGCAAGGAUUCCGACUCUGGCUCCGAAACAGAUGGGCGUUCGUUAGAGCUCGCCUCGAGUCAUUCAAGCGAUGAUGACGAAUCCCGCACUGCACGCUCAUCGGGUACACACCGCAGUACCGGUGUUAGCGCUACACCUUCUUACCUUCCUAACAUAACCGAACAUGUGCAAGCGACAACACCACCUGAACUGAAUGUUGUGCAGAGCCCGCAACUCUUCCCCAGUGUUAAUAAGCCUGUGUACGCGCCGCGUUGGUCAAGUCAACUGCCUGAUGCCUACUUGCAAUCACCGCCAAAUGUGGGCCGUUGGUCGCAAGAAACCGCGUCGGACAAUGAACAUGUGCAUGGUCAAAAAGUGACCAUCUCACCAAACCCACUACCGAAUCCAGAUCUCACCGACACCUCGUACCUACAACAACAUCACAAUAAAAUUAAUAUGCCACCAUCGAUAUUGGAAAAUCUGCAGAAUGUACGUAACGAUAACGGUUAUGAUACGCUCGAACAUGAAAACCUCUAUCGACGCAAAGAGUAUCAGGACAGCUAUGGACAGUUCGACACCUUGCCCGUGGCAGGCAACUACAAACCACCGAGUCACUACGGUAGCGAAAAGGACUAUAACGGCAGUGCUAACGGUAGCACCAGUGGUGGUGGCGGUGGUGCCGGCAAUGGUGGCACUCAAAUCGUUAAUCACAUGCGUUCCUUCCACCCCGACGCGGCUUACCUCAGCGACAGCAUAUACGAUAAACAACGCACACUCGGCUAUAUGGGCCCCAAAGCGGAGUCGCCGUACAUGUCCAAAGAGCGUAUUGCGCCCGAUAUAUAUGGCUCCCGCGAGAAUCACUAUAGUCUUAAGAAGCCGCAUAUGUAUGUUGGUGCCGCCGAUUCCAUGCAUUCGGUGCAUUCGUUGUUGAAGAACGACUACCAGGCGCAACAACAGCGCCAGCACCAUUUGCAGCAGCAGCAACAGCUGCAACACCAGCACCCACAACCGACGGUAGCGGACUAUCACUCCGAUCGCAUGUCGGAGGGUUCGGACAAAAACGGUUAUCAUUUUCCAUACACCGCCGAAGAGGAUCACAUACCCGCCGCGCGUAAACUCAGCCAUCAACACAAUCCAUCACCCUCCCUACACAGUUCGCAUCAGAUGCUCAAUGGGCAUGGGCACGCGCAUGCCGUGAACGACAUGAACAAUCCCGGUAUGCUGGGGCGACACACAUUGAACUCGAGCUCGCGGCAUGGUUCGCGCGCCAGUUCGCCGCCCUCAAGCAUUGUGGCGCCCAUGCAGCCCUUGGCGCCGCUCACCAGCAUAACGGAUACAGAUUCAGAGUUGGACAUUAUUUGGCUGCAUCGCUGGCGUCGCCGAUAUCCCUGGUCUCUGACAAUCUGGAGGAACAUUGAUGAUGAUGAGACGACCGUGUGACCACAUCAUCAACAACAACAACACCAAUUGCAGAAAAACAUAAUAAUAAAUGAACAUAAACUACCGCUAAUGCAACCAGAAGUGUCAUUAAAGCCACCAGCACAACAACAGCAGCGACAGCAGCAACAACAACAACCAAAUCGAGUGUCCGCACAAUUUACGCCACUGCCAAUAACAAUAUUGCAACAACCAAUACCAGUGCAACUUUGGAAAAUUAAUCAGAAAAUGUUGAAAAGCGAUACAAACAGACAGCAACAACAACAGCAACAGCAGCAAAAGCAAAAAUAUCAACAAGAGCAAACACAACACUUCGCAACUAUACGUCGUGUGCCAUCGCCGCACUACAGUGGCCGAUGUCAGUAGAAAAACAAAAACUACAAAAAUAUUGUUAAAAUAGAAAUGAAAAGGCGAAAAACAACAACUUAGUUAAGUAUGUAAAGGUAACAGUAUAAAUACAUACAAACACACAGCUAUAAGUGCUAUAUAUAUGUAUAUGUAUUUGUUAAGUUGAUCAUUAGUGUUAGACGAGAGCUCCAUAAUGUAUAUGUUUGCAAGUAUUGAGAGGAGUAAGUUACGAAAACAAAAACAAAAAGUAAUCAACUAGUUAAGCUAUGUAUUUAUUGUACUGCAGAAAUAGCGAAAAAAGAACAUAAAGCUUAUAUAAAAAUGUAAAAAUAAAACUCGAAAUGUUUAGUGUGGGUGUCAGCUGAAUAAGCAAAAGAAUAGGGAAAGAGUGGACUCAGAUAUAAUUAGGGAACAAUAAUACAAUAACAUUGAUAAUGUGGGGUUUUUUCAGUUUAUUUUCAUAUUUUUCUUGGUUUUGUAAAAUUUUCGCGCUUCUACUUUGAAGCCAUUCGUCUUAGGUGGCUCAUAUAGUGUGGCAGCAUAAAAAAGACAAUUUUUGAAAAUUUAGAAGUUAGAAAAGACUACUAUAUCAUUUGUUUUAAAAUAUUAAGAAUAUAUUUAAAAUUUUUGAAGACAAAAAUUUUGGACAAGUUUUUUUUGCAAUAAUAAAUAAAUAAACAAAUAUGUACUACUUUGGUCUACCACUUCUUGCCAUUUUCCGCUAGAGACAUUAUUCCAUCAGUGUAAAAUUUUCAUCAGUGUAAAUCGAAAUUUUGAAAUUUCCAGAAACAUUGGUGGCUUGGGUAACAUUCUUCACUUUUUUAUACAAAAAUUUCAAAAUACAGCGAAUUUCUUCAUUAUUUUCAUUCAUUUUUGAACAGCGAACGAAAAGACUUUUUCGACUACCCAAUAAAACAUUUUCCGAGUUGCCACGAUCUUUGACAGAUGACUUUCUUGGAUGAAACCUAAAAAAAAUUUUAUACUGAGAUAUAUUACCCGUACAAUGACUUAUGCUCGAAAUGAAGUCAAAAAUUGGGGCGUUUUAAAAAAAAGUUGAGUUUCAACCAAAAAUUCGAUUUUCGAUCAGAUCCAACACUAGUAGAUAAUUGUAUGGAGCACUUUAUAAAACUUGCAGAAAAAUAUUGAAAGUGUUAGGAUCAAUCGUCUCGGCGUAUUCACUCAAGCAAAUUUGGAAAAUGCAGUUAUGAGAAAAACGUGUUUAAGUAGCUCUUAAAGUUGAGGUCACGAACACCGAAUUUUGAUAGUAAAUUUUAAUAAUUUUGAUUCGUUGUUGGAUCGUAUAUCUUUCCAUGAUGAAAUGGCAAACCUUACUAAUGAGAAAUAUCAAAAGAGCGGGAAUAUGGCGUCGUUUGCUGUCCCUAUCAGUCUACUUUUAUAGCGUCCCUUUUGGAAAACCAAACUGAUUAAGCUGAUUGAAUUGAGUGGUUAAAUUUUGGAAGGCUGUAACUCAAAACUGUUAGAUUGAUUGAAAAAAUAAAUAUAUUAUUUUUAAAGCUAUAACCUCUUAAUUUUUGAAAUUUUCUUACUAGAUGUGAUACAGAUGGAUUCUCUCUCCCUCACUUUUUGAUGCGCUUCGUUUCGCUGCUUUGAAUAAAUGCUCACUUUUUUCACAGUUCCGAUAUGAUUCACUAGAUGGCGAAAAAAAUAUAGCACACAUAUGCCUCUAAAGGCAAAAAAAAAUAUUUUCAUUUUUAUACGUUUUGUGAAAAUUUCUGUCUUAUAACAUUAUUCAAAAUUUCAAUCCAACGUUUUUAGAGAUCAUAUAAAAACUUUCUGUACUGCUUUUGAUUCAUCUGUUUUUGAAAAGUUGCGAAUCGAACAACCAACUGGUAUAAACCCAGUAGACUGGCUUAAUUAAGUAGAGUUAGAAGAAGAAACAUUAACUCGAGAACAAGUUAUACGAAAGAAAUACAAAUGCGUAACUUUCUUGUUUAUUUCAAAUGUCAUUUUUUCGAGCAGAGCAGAGGCUAAUCGAAGGCCGCCUUUAAGGUAAAUAAGCCAGCACACAAUUCAGGACGUAUGGUCCUCAUCAUAUCGUUUUUCAAAUACUCCAAUUUUACUGUGGUUACUUGCCAAGUGAGUAGUAGAGAGUCAGAGAGAGAGAGAGAGAGAGAGAGAGAGAGUUAAAAUGAAGCAAGUGUCCCUUUAUAAGAAGUUUAUAACUCAAACUCUCUCAGCGUUUGUAGAUAAACUGAAAAUCCAUCAGAUUGUUACUAUAAUUUAGAGAUCUUCUGUCAUCACUAACACCUUUAGUGGGUCAUCCCAUGUGACGGCCUGUUCUUUAAGAAUUAUUUUAGGACUUUUUUUUCUACGAACAGUAAAGAGUUAGAGCUUCACUCGCUCUAGCCGUUUUUGAGAUAUGUUGGAAUAAAGCUUCAAAAACCCAGUUUUGAGAAAAACGUGUUUAAAGUUUCAAGUCCGCUACUCAGCGCUUCGUAUAGCACUAUAUUCUAACUGCUGUAUCUUUAAGUCAACUUCGAAUUUUAAAAAAUCGCUUUUCUAAACAAGUUAAGAAGGCAAUUUAUGAAAAACCGAACCUCAAUUUUUUGAGCCCAUCACUUGGGAUGAGCCCUUAAAACACUGCUCGGUAAACCAUAAAAGAAAAUAAUAAUUUAUUUAUAAAAAGUUAAAGAGAUAUUUGUUGCAAAAUGCCACCAAACUUGCAUUUAUUAGCUAACGCGUGAGACACACCAGAGAAUACACUUUUUGUAAAUAUUUAGUUGUGUAAGUAAAUGAGAGAGAGGAAGAUAUAACUGUAGGAAAAAAAGAGAGAGGAAGAUAUAAAUGUAUAGGAAAACACUAUAAGUAGUAAAAAGAAAUGUAGUGAAGACCGCUUUAAGCUUUGGACCGUGUGAACAGUUCGUUAUAGACUUUUAGUAGAACUGAUAAUGAUGAUUAUGGUAAUGACGUAAGCCAAGGAAAUGUGUUAAAAUGGUUAAUGCGUCACAUAAACUACUAUUGGCUAAGUGCUCUAACUUCAAAAAGCUAAAACGGCUAUUCGCGCGGUACAAACUGUAAUUUAUAACGCAUCAAUAUUGAACCUGAGUUAAAGUGUCUGCAACAUAGAAAAAAUGUAAAACUACAACAACAACAAAACCUAAAAUAUUUUCACAAAUACUCAUGUAAAACGAAAAACAAAAGUAAAUGUUAAAAAGCUACGAAAAACUGUUAAAGCAAAACACGCGAGAUUCAAAUAGACUAAACGAUAAUUAAAUGAAAGUAUUGAUAUUUUGAAAAAUUAAAUUAAAAACUGUAUAAAAUGUUAAGACGUCGAAAAAAAAUGGCAAAUUGAUGACUAACUUUUUUAUCAUUUCUGUCAGCUCGCAAAUGAGAAGAUAAUAUAUCUUUUCUAAGUUAUGAAUAAAGAUAUAUGUUUUUUCCUUCAUUAGCAUAGAUUUUUUGUAUGAAAUGCAUUUAGUUGUAAGUUUAGGUUAGUAUAAGUUAAUUUAUAAAUAUUUAUGUACUUUCGUGUAUAAAAUAUGUAUAUGGUAAACUCAUUUUAAGGCUAUUAAAAAUAUCGGAAAGCCGAGCGAAUACAUAAAAAUAUAUUUGUGUAUAUUUUCGUAAUUCAGACUGAAUUUUUCAUGUAUCCUUGUAUAUUGAUUAAGCAAAUGUUAAGUAUUAAAUUGAAGCAACGUAAAAAGACAACACACACAUUUUAAUAUAAUUGUACGUGGACAAAAAAAUUAAUAACAAAAAUUAUAUUAUACUUCACCAAUCAUUAUCAAAUAUUAAGCCAAGUAAGAAAAUAAAUAGGCUGAAGAGAAUUAUUUGAAAAACCAGUAUAUGCUGCAAAAGCAUGCGCUUAUGUAAAAGCUUUAAAACUUUUGAAUUUGAAUUUCACGAGCUUUUAAGCUUUUAUGCUUGAAUGUUACAAAAAGCUAAAAGGCAUGUAUUAUGAUAGAAUAUUUGAAAUAUUUUCACAACAUUAAAACUAGCUUAACCCUAUACAAUUAUGUCGAGUUUAACUCAAACGUUUUUCAAAAGCUUUCAGGAACAAACAGGAACAGAAAGUUUCAGUAAAUUUACAAUUUUUCUAAUACAAAGCAUUUGAGCACAUAUACGAUUAUCUUUUGCUCAAACAGACAGUUACUACUUACAAUGAGAACAAUACUUCCGAACAAUAGUUAAGACGCUCGUACGAAAGCCAUAUACUUGUAGUAGCGGUAGAGAGCGCAUUUAGUUCAAUUCAGUGAAAUUUGCUAAAUGAAUUGCAACAAAAUAAACUCUUAAGACGGUGUUGUUUAAAGUUGAAAACAAAUAUUACAUAUACUUUUAACUUUAUGUUUAUUAUGAGCUUUUUAAAAAGCUCUACUAGGUUUCAGCUUUUUCUCAGAACCUUUGGGCCUUUCCAAGCAUGAUUUUUAAUGCCUAAAAAGAGGUUUUAUGUCAAAUCACAAAAAUCGCUUCACACAAUUGUUGAGCGCUGUGAGUUCCAAAAGCUCUGAAGCGUAACUAGACUAUGACUUUUGUUUGUUUAAAAAUUCCAAAUUCGCAUAUAAGACAUAAAUUAAGGAUGUACAUGCGCGUUUUAUACAUAGCCAACAAUAUUUGUAACACCAGUAACACAAUUAUGUGCAAAAGCUUUUGGAGCUUUUAACUUAAAAAAAUUGUAUCAACAUAAACCUGAGCACAUACUAAUUAUCGUAAGUUAUGUGGGUAGGCUCUUCCAAUAAGAGCUUUCUACAGGUAAGAGCUUUUUAAAACUUUCAUACGCAUAGCGCAAAGCUUUUUGUUCACACUGUAGAAAGUAUGUGACGGAAGUAAUUGCAAUAAAUUGUAAAAAGGCAAUUUGAAAUGAUAUACGACCUUUUCAAAAAUUUCUCUUCAGCCUAUAGAGCUUACCAACUAAAUAUCUUGCCAGAAUAUCGUAUCAGCUGCAUUUUUAGGAGUUUAAGCAUCAUUUACAAUACAUAAAUUACGCAUUUGCAUUUUCAUAACCUCAAUUAUUUCGUACUAGUAUAGCUUAAUUUGCAUUUUGAUUUCAACUCUCCCAAACCACCUUAUCGAAACGUAAACGUAAAGAGUGCCUCGACCAUAGUUUGGAGCUUAUUCGAAUUUAGUUGGAUAAAAGUAAAGUAAAGCAAAGUAAAGCAAAGCAAAGUAAAGUAUAAAGUAAAUAUAAAGAUUGUAAAAAGCAAGUGUGAGGUAGUAAAAACUAGUUUUAUGUAAAAUACGGACAGCGUAGAAGGCAAGCAGAGAGCAUCUGCAAAGUGUGUAACUCCAUUCAGCUUCUUAUGCCAUACUUUUAGUUAAAAUUUUGGUCAACUUUGAUCGCUUGGAAUUAUAAAUAAAAUAAGUGAUAUAUUUAGAAUUGUUUUUAAGACAAAAGAGAUAGAGAAGAGAAACUUUAAGUGACAUCGAAGUAGAGAGCAAAGCAUUUAUUAUAAAAAAUUUGCACAAAAUUCGGCGCACGUCAGUAAUUAUUUAUAUAAAAUCAUAAAUUUAACUUAUUUAUUAGUUUAUUUUAAGAAAACGAUUUAAUGUAUAUAAACACAUAACGAAAUCUUGAAUCUCUCAUAACGCUGGCAUUUAAAAUGUAUUUAGAAAAAGAAGAAUAAACAAAUACUCAACCAGUGAUUGCAAUUAUUGUUUUACUAUUAUUUUGUUAUAUAAUAUUAUUUAAUUUAUUUUCCUGAAACAUACUUUUCUUGAAAUCAUUGUAGUUAGUAGUUAUGUAUUUAAAAGAAAUUUGUAUAUUAUAUAUACAGCAUACAAACACACGGCUAUAUUUAGAAAGUAAUAAUAAUUAGUACCUAAGUUAUCAAAACACAUAAAUACACACAUAAACAUAAAUACAUAAACAAAACUCGAUACAACAUUCUCAUACCGCAGUUUUCCAUAAGAAAAAAAUUUAUGAAAUAAUUGAAAAUGAUUUCUAAACAUUCAAAUAUGUGUAUACAUUCUUGUUUAAGUUCAGCAAAGAACACAAAACACACAAAAUCA